ACUCCAUUACACCAUACAAAGAUAAACCCUCUCAGCCCACCCUUAUCCCCUUCUCCUCCUCCCUCUGGCCUCCAUCCAUGGCGGCAUCUUCUUCCUCUUCUCUUCUCGGCGUUUCUUCCAUUCGAAUCGACCAUUGCAAACGCCCCACCUCCGCCUCGCCAUUAUCCUUCCAUUUCUCCGUCGCCCGCAAUCCUUUCAGAGCUUUCUCGUCCGUUUCCAAGCGGCCUUCUGCCGCUCCGUAUUCUUUUGUCACUUCCGCUGUUUUCACUCCCAACUCUUCGAUUUUGAGCGAGGAGGCGUUCAAGGGGCUCGGGGGAAGCUUCGGGAAGGCCGAUUUGGAUGUCGACGAGAGUGAGUAUCGAGGGUUUGAGGAAGAGGAUUUGGGGGAAACCCAGUCUGUAAGCGAUGAUGAACUCGAUGUUUCGAAGUUGGGUUUGCCUCAACGCCUUGUCGAUACGCUCGAGAAGCGUGGGAUUACGCAGCUCUUCCCUAUCCAAAGAGCUGUCUUAGUGCCGGCAUUGGAAGGCCGCGACAUAAUUGGGCGUGCGAAAACCGGGACAGGGAAGACAUUGGCAUUCGGUAUACCUAUACUUAAAGGGCUGGAUGAACUUGAGCAAGAAAGGGGUUCUUUGAGACGAGGGCGCCUUCCGAAGGUCUUGGUUCUUGCGCCGACUAGGGAACUGGCGAAGCAAGUGGAGAAGGAAUUCAAAGAGUCUGCUCCAAAUUUGAACACUGUCUGCAUAUACGGAGGGGUUUCGUAUCUCACUCAAGAAAGUGCCCUGUCUCGUGGAGUUGACAUUGUGGUUGGAACUCCGGGUAGGAUUAUCGACCUGAUCAAUAACAACAGCCUGAAGUUAGGGGAAGUCCAGUAUUUGGUCCUCGAUGAAGCGGAUCAAAUGCUUGCUGUUGGAUUCGAGGAAGAUGUGGAGGUCAUUCUCGAAAAGCUCCCUUCACAGAGGCAGAGCAUGCUUUUUUCAGCUACCAUGCCCGGCUGGGUCAAGAAGCUUGCUAGAAGAUAUUUGAAUAAUCCUCUGACCAUUGAUUUGGUUGGUGAAAAUGAAGAAAAAUUGGCGGAAGGGAUUAAAUUGUAUGCUAUUUCAGCUACAGCAACAUCUAAGCGAACUAUCCUCGGUGAUCUUGUAACCGUCUAUGCCAAGGGUGGGAAAACCAUUGUUUUCACGCAGACGAAGCGGGAUGCCGAUGAAGUCUCGCUAGCAUUAACUAAUAGCAUUGCGGCCGAGGCAUUGCACGGUGACAUUUCGCAACACCAGAGAGAAAGAACGUUAAACGGAUUCAGGCAAGGAAAAUUUACUGUCCUUGUCGCCACAGAUGUCGCUGCUCGUGGGCUUGAUAUUCCCAAUGUUGACCUUAUUGUUCAUUACGAACUUCCGAACGACCCGGAAACAUUUGUGCAUCGCUCGGGGCGAACAGGGCGCGCGGGGAAAGAAGGAACAGCUAUUUUGAUGUUCACAAGCAGCCAGAGAAGGACGGUGAAAUCUCUUGAGAGAGACGUCGGUUGCAGGUUCGAGUUCGUAACUCCGCCGUCUGUUCAGGAGGUUUUGGAAUCGUCGGCUGAGCAAGUAGUCGCCACCCUCGGCGGAGUUCAUCCCGAAUCUCUCGAGUACUUUACCCCAACUGCAGAAAAACUCAUGGAAGAACAAGGAGUGAACGCUCUCGCUGCAGCUUUAGCAACCUUGAGUGGUUUUUCUCAGCCUCCGUCUUCUCGUUCGCUGAUUACUCAUGAACAGGGAUUGGUUACGUUGCAAUUGACGCGUGAGAGUGGUUAUUCUCGAGGGUAUCUGUCUGCAAGAUCCGUCACUGGCUUUCUCUCCGAUGUUUAUGCACCGGCUGCUGAUGAAAUGGGCAAAUUACACCUGAUUGCCGAUGAAAAGGUUCAAGGAGCUGUUUUCGACCUCCCAGAAGAGAUUGCGAAAGAGUUAUUAAACAAGGAAUUGCCACCGGGAAACACUAUUUCGAAGAUCACUAAGUUGCCUCCCUUGCAAGAUGACGGCCCUUCGAGUGAUUUUUACGGCAGGUUUUCCAAUAACGAAAGGCGCGGCGGCAGCAGCAGAAGAGGAGGUGGAGGUGGAGGUCUAAGAGAUCGAAGAGGUUCUAGAUCUUCCCGGGACUGGUUGGACGAUAGCGAUGACAGUGAUAACAACUUCAGAAGAGGCGGCCGUGGAGGGAGAAGUGAAAACAGGUGGUCUAGAAACUCGAGAAGCAGUGGAAGCAACGAUUGGCUGAUUGGCAGCGGCGACAGACGAUCAAGCCGGUCGCCAUCUUCUUUCGGAGGGUUCAAAGACAGCAACCGAAGCUUUGGGGGCGCAUGCUUCAACUGCGGGCGAUCAGGCCAUCGUGCCUCUGAAUGCCCCAACAAGGACUACUAGUUCCCGAUGGAUGGGCCAGUUGUCCUUCGCCAGCAAAGCCAUCGCAUCGCCGCCGUCUUGGCCGGAAUUGGGAAGAAAAAUCUCGCAGAAGAAAUGGAAGAGAUGCUUCAAAACUCUGCUACAUGUUCUUUCUGUCUCUGCCUCUGUUACUAUCUAUCUGUUUAGUGUUUUAUCAUCUUUUGCUUCACUGAUCUAAGGCUGAUUGUAUUGGUAAUCUCACGAAUGGUGCCUAUAGAAAUAUAUAUAUAUAUAUUUAUAUAUGUAUUGGCUGCCUAACCCUACCCACAUUGAUGUAUUGAGAACACUGACUCCAGAACUCAUGUCAAUGCAUUUUAGCUGUUACUUUUCA
Molecule: messenger RNA, 2736 nt
Organism: Andrographis paniculata
Lineage: Eukaryota; Viridiplantae; Streptophyta; Magnoliopsida; Lamiales; Acanthaceae
Product: DEAD-box ATP-dependent RNA helicase 3, chloroplastic
Exons: 10
Coding region: 78-2387 (769 amino acids)
Molecular function (GO): RNA binding; helicase activity; ATP binding
Source: RefSeq, a predicted model, not a curated record